Messenger RNA from Haemonchus placei, 1191 nucleotides. The record is from the annotation of a GenBank genome assembly. NCBI's taxonomy places the organism in Eukaryota, Metazoa, Nematoda, Chromadorea, Rhabditida, Trichostrongylidae.
AUGUGGCCAGUCGUUGUCGUUCUCACUGCCUUCAGUAUUCAUGAAGUCAACUCCGCACGUGAAGCGCUGAUGAAUGAACGGGGUGAAUUUCUGCCGCAUAUACGACUGGCAAAAGAUCUAAUGGAUAAACGAAGAUAUGACUCUCGAGUACGACCGGUCAUGAAUCAUUCACAACCAACUACCGUCGUGUUUUCUAUGAGUUUGUAUCAAAUUUUGGCCAUUAAUGAAAAGCGACAAAGUGUCGAUCUGAAUGUAUGGGUGAUCCAAAAAUGGAAAGAUGACUUUCUUGGUUGGAAUCCGUAUCUAUACGGUAUGAUUAACACCACAAUACUACCAUAUGAGGCAAUCUGGUUACCGGAUACGUACGUAUAUAAUAGUGUGGUGAUGAAUCGUGAAGAGACAGAACGCUACAUCAAUGUUGUAAUCAGCACGAACUACUGGAAAGGCGAAAGAGGAGCUGAAAUCAAGUUCAUGUAUCCAGCUCUAUAUCGUACCAGUUGCAUGCUCGACAUCAGGUUUUUUCCGUACGAUCAGCAAGAAUGUAAGCUGAUAAUUUCAUCGUGGACGUCCUCAAAAAGCGAUAUCGACUAUACUGCAGAGUUCCAUGGUGUCAAUAUGGACAAUUUCAUUCCAAAUGAGGAAUGGAUUGUAGUCAGCUUCAACAUCAAGCGGAUCGAGGAGAAAUUCGUUUGCUGCCCAGAACCUUGGGUGCUCCUGGAAGCAGUAUUGGUCGUUCGUCGUAAACCUCUAUACUAUAUAGUGAAUCUGGUUAUUCCUACAUCAGUCAUCACAAUGGUCGCCGUCACCGGUUUCUUUACCGCAGCCUCGACUAGCACUGAAAGACGUGAAAAGCUGUCCUUAGGCAUCGACUCGUUGCUAGCCAUGUCUAUCCUGAUGAUGAUGGUAUCGGAGCAGAUGCCGACUACCAGUGACUAUGUACCUCUUUUUGGCCUAUUCUAUCUGACAAUUAUCAUUGUGAUCUUCAUCGGAACGUUAUUUACGGCAAUCAUACUCAAUAUUCAUCUACAGAAGAUGUAUGCUCAACCAGUAUCACCACUGAUAUCGUACUUGUUCUUCAAUAAGGUAUGGAUUUCGGGACUCAGAGUUGAUUUCGUUGUCAUUUUCGUUAACAUUCGCUUGACUAAUGGUAAGCUGUUAGUUUUGCCUAUCAAAGAAUACGGCAGACCUUGA